This is a messenger RNA of Meleagris gallopavo (turkey), 3134 nucleotides long. The record is from RefSeq and is a predicted model, not a curated record. Lineage: Eukaryota; Metazoa; Chordata; Aves; Galliformes; Phasianidae.
AUGCUUGAGAAGAAUGUAAAUGGUAGACCCAUAGACAAGGUAUGCAUCAUUUUAACUCAAGACAGUGACACUAAGAUCAUCAUUAAGAUACUAGUCCCAGAUGUUUGUAUGGUCUUUGAAGUACUUGGACACCAUCUCCUAAAAUGGAUAAUCAAGUCCAAUUAUCAAGGCCUUCCCAUCCGUUGUGUUAAAAGUAUAAUUCGACAGGUUCUUCAAGGUCUGGAUUAUCUACACAGCAAGUGCAAGAUCAUUCAUACGGAUAUUAAGCCAGAAAACAUUCUGAUGUGUGUGGACGAUGCCUACGUUCGUAGAAUGGCUGCUGAAGCUACUGAAUGGCAGAAAGCUGGAGCUCCUCCUCCUUCUGGCUCAGCAGUGAGUACAGCUCCACAGCAAAAGCCUGUUGGGAAAAUAUCCAAAAACAAAAGAAAAAACUGAAGAAAAAACAAGAAGAGGCAAGCAGAGCUGUUAGAAAAACGACUGCAGGAAAUAGAAGAACUAGAGCGAGAAGCUGAAAGGAAAAAAAUAGAAGAAAAUGUAACCUCAGCUGUACCAUCAAAUGAACAAGAAGAUGAGUACCACCCAGAGGUGAAACUAAAAACAGCUGAUCUCGAAGAUGUUGUAGAUGAAGAAGCUGGAAAUGAUGAUGGUGAAGCAGAAGAUCAGGAUGAAAAAGAAGAUACAGAGAAAGAAAACACUGAAAAAGAUGAUGAUGUUGAGCAGGAACUUGUCAGCAACGACCCUACAGACCCUAAGUGGAUAGAAUCACCUAAAACAAAUGGCCAUAUUGUGAAUGGCCCAUUUCUAUUGGAACAACAGAUUGAAGAUGAAGAUGACGAAGAGGAAGAAUGUCCAAAUCCAGAAGAAUAUAAUCUUGAUGAGCCAAAUGCAAAAAGUGAUUACUCUUAUAGCAGCUCUUAUGAACAGUUUAAUGGUGAAUUGCCAAAUGGACGUCAUAAAAUUCCUGAGUCGCAGUUCUCUGAAUUUUCAGCUUCAGUGUUCUCUGGGGCUCUAGAGUCUGUAGCUUGUGGUUCUGCUGUUUCUGAAGGAUCAACUGUAACAGAAAGAGAGGAAAGCAGCCCAUCUCAUGACAGGAGCAGAACGGUUUCAGCUUCAAGCACUGGGGAUUUGCCAAAAACAAAAACUCGUGCUGCUGACUUACUGGUGAAUCCACUGGACCCAAGAAAUGCAGAUAAAAUUAGAGUUAAAAUUGCUGACCUAGGAAAUGCCUGCUGGGUGCAUAAGCACUUCACAGAAGACAUCCAGACAAGACAAUAUAGAUCCAUAGAGGUUUUAAUAGGAGCAGGUUACAGUACACCUGCUGAUAUCUGGAGUACAGCAUGUAUGGCAUUUGAGCUAGCAACUGGAGAUUAUUUGUUCGAACCACAUUCUGGUGAAGACUAUUCCAGAGAUGAAGACCACAUAGCAUUGAUCAUUGAACUGCUGGGAAAAAUCCCUCGAAAAUACGCUAUGUUGGGGAAAUAUUCCAAGGAGUUUUUCACCAAAAAAGGAGAACUCCGACACAUUACAAAGUUGAAGCCUUGGAGUCUUUUCGAUGUGCUUGUGGAGAAGUACGGCUGGCCUCACGAAGACGCUGCACAGUUUACAGAUUUCCUAAUCCCCAUGUUAGAAAUGGUCCCAGAGAAACGUGCUUCAGCUGGAGAAUGCCUUAGGCAUCCAUGGCUGAAUUCUUAGCAGAAUUUCUCAGCUAUAAAACAAGCCAGCAACCACUUUUCAAUGCAUCGGACCUAAAUGGUGACUGUCACAAAUCCUCUAGCAGGAUCACACGUGAGCUGGCUUCAAUCCUCAGACCUUUAUUUUGCUUGAGGUACUGUUUGACAUUUUGCUUUUUGUGCACUGUGUUCUUGGGGAAGGGUAGUCUUUUUGUCCUCAGCUAGUAGUUUACUCACCCACUUUCUUCAGAAAACACUUAACGUGUCUUUAAGCAUUGUUUCUUGUGUUGUGUGGCAUUCAGAUGUCAGAUUUUUGAACAAAAGAAACUUCCUCCCAUGUGUUUUGGCAAGUUUUGUAACUAUUUAUGAAAAAACUAUUUUAGCUGAUGCAUAUUAUAUAAUUUACAAGCGUAAGAAAUUUAUGAAGUCAGAAGUGAGUUAUGGCAAGGAAUUGUACAAUUUUAUCUUCUGGCAAAGGGACGUCAUUCUUGUAUUAUAGUGUAUGUAAAUGCACCCUGUAAAUGUUUAUUUCCAUUUAAAUACGGGACCGGGGACUCAAUUUCAGAGUAAAGCUACUAAGUUUUAGAGAGCUUUAUAGCAAACCAAUUGCAUGUAGUGGACUUCAAACUGCUUUAAGGAAUUGUGUAAACUUUCUAUUCUGUAGCAGUUCCCGUUCAUUGGAUUUUAAACAAAGUGGCUCUGGUUUACAGGAUUUCAUUCCCCAAAUGGCACUUUAAAGGAAGGCUAGACUUCUUUCUAAUAAAGUAUGCAUUAUCAUUUAGCACUCCCUUUUAGAACUUUUGCCUAUUUUAAGUGCUUUUAAGGAAAGAAAAAAGCAAUUUCCCUUACAAUGUGAUAGUGAAGACAUGGUACCAUAUGGUGUUGCCUUUUUCUAAGCACUGUAAGUUGUACUAUACCUUAAGAAACAAAUUAAAGGUCGAGCAUGAGAACCACUCUGUGUAGAAUUACUGAUCUUUUAUAAUAAAAGUGUGUGCUUGAGUCAGCAAAGGGAGGACAGCUGCAAAUAUUUACAGUGCAGUGAGUAAAAUGCAAGAAGCGAGAUCAUGCUCAUCCCAUUCAUAGCUUUACAUGUUUCUAAAACAAAUUGCACUAGCUUUAUUUUUUUCCAUAACUAGACAUACAGUUCUUUGUACGUUGCACGCAAAACUACGCUUUCCUAGGGAAAAAGCUACAUAGACUGAGGCUUAUAGGCAAUACAGAUUUUAGAAUGUACGAUACGGAGGUGUGUUUUGGCCUCUUUUAGAAGUCAGUGGGAUGAAUGUAAGCUUAGUUCUGAUUUUCAUGUAACUAUGGUGCCACUUUUUACUGAUUUUGUCCAUAUGAAAUUUAUUCACAUGCCUUUGCAAUAACUAGAUUGUGAGAAAAUAGCCCCAUGCUGUAACAAUAACCAGUUGUUUGAGGUGCUUGCAGUUGUCUAAUUAAAGUGUUUUGUUUUUUCAGACA